Messenger RNA from Hyaloscypha bicolor E, 2222 nucleotides. RefSeq names its product putative HC-toxin efflux carrier. Gene Ontology annotation, biological process: transmembrane transport. Bases 6 to 1733 code for a protein of 575 amino acids. Gene Ontology annotation, molecular function: transmembrane transporter activity. Lineage: Eukaryota; Fungi; Ascomycota; Leotiomycetes; Helotiales; Hyaloscyphaceae. The transcript is spliced from 4 exons. The record is from RefSeq and is a predicted model, not a curated record.
ACACAAUGUCGCAAACCAGUAUUACCAACAUCGAACUGCAGCCUCGAAUCGCCACGACUGGCUGGAUUGAUUCUCGACAAAGCUCUCGAGACCGAGAGAUUUAUCCCGACGAGGAGCGGCCGCCAAACAACAUAGCGAGCACGAACCAAUCCGUAAAGUCGUCGUUGGAUCGCAUACCACCGUUGCCCCCGGCAUCAUCUGCUCCUCCCCCACGGGAUAUACAUGGCAUUAAGUGGGCGUUCGCUGUGACUGCCAUAUUAUCAAGCGUGUUCUUGUUCGCUCUGGACCAGACGAUUGUCGCUGAUGUUCAGCCAAACAUCAUCGCGGAGUUCGGUUUAAUCGAUAAAUUGCCUUGGCUAUCGGUGUCAUUUCUUCUCGGAAAUGCCAGCACUAAUCUGUUCUGGGGACGAAUAUAUGGUCAAUUUAAUCCAAAAUGGGUCUAUGUGCUUUGCGUAGCGAUUUUCGAGAUCGGUUCGACUGUAUGCGGGGCGGCGCCUAGCAUGAAUGCACUCAUUACCGGGCGUGCUCUGGCUGGCCUUGGCGGCGGAGGAAUGUACUUGGGAGUGAUGAUGUUGCUGUCCCUGUUUACUACACCUCUUGAACGAGCUAAGUACAUCGGCAUCAUCGGCGUGGUAUUCGGUUUUGGCACAGUCCUAGGACCUGUGAUUGGAGGAGCGUUUGCCGACAAUGCAUCCACAACGUGGAGAUGGGCUUUUUAUAUCAAUAUUUGCAUUGGAGGCGCCUUUUGUCCAGCAUAUUUCUUCUUGCUUCCGUCCCGUGAUCUCCGACCGGGUGUGAAGUUCUGGGACAGAAUGAAAGCUGUUGACUGGAUGGGAAACACUCUCGCCAUCGGUGUUUAUGUCUCUGGACUCAUGGCCAUCUCAUUUGGCGGCACAACAUUUGCGUGGAACAGCGCUCAAGACAUAGCUCUGUUCUGCACCUCGGGCGUUCUGUUCAUCGCGCUAUGCAUUCACCAAGUUUGGUCAAACUGGCAGAACAGAAUGUUUCCGGUUCAUUUCCUUAAGAACGGAGGCCUUUUGAUACAGUUCUUGGUGGGGGCCUCUGCGGGGACGUCGUCCUUUGUGACGAUCUAUUUCAUCCCGCUAUACUUUCAGUUCGUGCAACAUAGCAGUUCUCUCCUUGCAGGUGUACGUUUAUUACCAUUCAUCGGCUCACUGGCGACAUUUACUAUGUUGAACGGCCACCUUAUGGCACGAUCAGGAUACAGCAUGCCAUGGUACGCCACCGGUUCUGCCCUCGUGAUCGCCGCCAACAGCAUGCUCUACACUAUCGAUCUAUCUACUCCAAACGGAUUUAUUUACGGAGCGAUGGUUCUCAACGGAAUCGGCACUGGCAUGUUUCUAAAUGCUCCAUUUGCUGUUGCACAAUGGCUUGCUCCACCCGAGGAGAUAUCGAGCGCCGUUGGAUUCAUUAUGUGUGCUCGAGGAGGAGGACUUGCCAUCACACUGUCCAUCGCAAACGCCAUCUUUCUGAACUUAGCCGAAAACAGGGUUCGCGAUCUGUUUCCUGCUCUGGACAACGCACAAGUUCAGAGUCUAAUCUCAGGCGCAGGGAGCGAUCUAUUGGAAACACUUAAUCCCACUCAGCAACAGGAUGUCCUAGCAGCUAUUGUGCACGCGAUCAGUCGUGUUUUCAUCACGUCGAUAGCCUCCGGCUGCUUUUGUCUCUGCCUAUCGCUUUUUAUGGAUCGCAGGAAGAUCAAGAUUGGUUAGGUAUCCGUGUCUCGAAUUCAUUUACUAAGAAGCGCCAGUGUAAGUCACAUACAAAAGAACCCACCUUGAUAGAAUUAGAAUAUAGAUUAGCUCUCCGCUAGCGAUGUGACAGUGGUUGGCGACACGUCUGGUGGAGUUGCUGCCGGAGGCGAACGAUAUGGAUGGAUGGCAUGCAGGAAGUUCGAUCCACAUACUCAACCACGAAUCCCGACAGCCUGGUGAGUUUUGCGAUGGCCCUUUCGAUGGAAGAGUACCUAUAGAAUUCAGGAUCUGCCGCGACUCCUCAAACCCAGUUCACAGUGCUGCGGUCAAACCUGGCAGGGCAGCUGGUCAUCAAGAAUAUGGGCCUCACACCGCCUUCUUGAUGCAGGGCGUUGGUAGCGAUUCAAGAAAUAAUAGAAUGACGUUUCUUGGAAUAUAUAGUUUUCAUGUUGUAUAUAGUAUUUGUCGUGCGGAGUUUAGGUUUCAAUAAAAUAACGGUUAAUCGCG